Molecule: messenger RNA, 627 nt
Organism: Puntigrus tetrazona (Sumatra barb)
Lineage: Eukaryota; Metazoa; Chordata; Actinopteri; Cypriniformes; Cyprinidae
Product: ubiquitin carboxyl-terminal hydrolase 37-like
Exons: 6
Coding region: 97-450 (117 amino acids)
Biological process (GO): protein deubiquitination
Cellular component (GO): nucleus; cytosol
Molecular function (GO): cysteine-type deubiquitinase activity; cysteine-type endopeptidase activity
Source: RefSeq, a predicted model, not a curated record
GCCCAUGAGUUCUUGCUGGUUUGCCUGUCUCACCUUAAAGAGGAGGGCGAGUUUCUGCGAAGCUGCUGGCCCACAUACACCUGCCCAGUAGCUAACAUGGAGUUUCAGCUCAACCGCCUUCUCACCUGCAACAGCUGUGGUUUCCAGAGGAGCUUUACAGAGGAUUCCAACUACCUCUCUCUGGUGAUCAGUCCUCAAAGAAGCCUCACUCACAGCCUGGAGCAGUACUUCAAAACAUCUUCGUUGGACUGCUCAUGCAGUGAGUGUGCUGGCGCGACAGCUUCUGAGGCCCUGGAAUUAGUUACCUGUCCACGGAUCCUGGUGCUUCUGGUGAUGCGUUUUGACAUAACAUCGUCAAUGAAGAAGCUGAAAGAUAAACUGGAAGUUCCACAAGAGUUUUCACUGUCCUGUAGUACAGGUGGAAGAAUCAGACAGCAGGACACUGUAUAAACUAGCUGGUGUCGUGUCACAUAUGGGCAGCAGUUUGUAUUGUGGGCACUACAUCAGUUAUGUCCAUGACGGAUCUGAAUGGCUUAAAUGCAGUGACAACUCCAUCAAAAAAUCCAGCUGGACAAAGGCUUCAAAAAAAAUAGGAAAGAAUGGCUACAUGCUCUUCUACGUGAAGAG